Messenger RNA from Tupaia belangeri chinensis (Chinese tree shrew), 732 nucleotides. Its product is annotated as keratin-associated protein 10-8-like. The record is from RefSeq and is a predicted model, not a curated record. The transcript has a single exon. Gene Ontology annotation, cellular component: keratin filament. Bases 1 to 732 code for a protein of 243 amino acids. NCBI's taxonomy places the organism in Eukaryota, Metazoa, Chordata, Mammalia, Scandentia, Tupaiidae.
AUGACUGACACCUGCUGUUCCAGAACUUGCAUCAUUACUGCCUCCACCUUGUCCAUCUGCUCUAGUAAUGGGAGCAGUGGCAGCCGGAUCUGCUCACCCAGACCUUGUUCCAGCUCCUCCUGGCAGGUAGACAACUGCCAGGAGAGCUGCUGUGAGCCCCCCUGCUGUGCCCCCAGCUGCUGUGCCCCGGCCCCCUGCCUGACCCUCGUCUGCACCCCAACAAACUGCAUGUGCAGCCCCUGCUGCCAGGCAGCUUGUGAACCCAGCCCCUGCCAGUCAGUGUGCACCAGCUCCUGCAUACCCUCAUGCUGCCAGCAGUCUAGCUGCCAGCCAGCUUGCUGCACUUCGUCUCCCUGCCAACAGGCCUGCUGCAUGCCCAUCUGCUGCAAACCCACGUGCUGUGUGCCUGUCUUCUCUGGGGCUUCCUCUUCAUGCUGCCAGCAGUCUGGUUGCCAGCUGGCUUGCUACUCCUCCUCCCCCUGCCAGCAGGCCUGCUGCGUGCCUGUCUGCUACAAGCCUGUGUGCUGCAGACCAUUAUCCUGUGUGUCUCUGCUGUGCCACCCCGUAUGCAGAUCUGCUUGCUGGGUGCCCACUUCCUCCUGUUGUACCCCUGCCUCCUGCUGCCAGCCCAGCAACUGCUGCCCAACCUCUUCUGUGUCCCUGCUCUGCCACCCCACUUGCACCCGCCUGGCCUGCUGUGGCCUCUCCUUGGGCCAAAAGUCCUGCUGCUGA